GGUUAUCACGGUGAUAAAGAACUGCUUUUUCUGUACUAGACAUGUCUAAGAGCUCUCCCGAUUUAACAUCCGUUUGUGAAUCACUAAAAUCCAGCGAAUUUCCAAAGAGCACGUCUGAAUUGAAUCGUAAUUUCACUGACAAACUAGGAGUGCGAUGUAAACAAAGUGACAUCUUUGAAAUUAUCGUAAACAGCUGGCGUUUAUUUACUUUAUUUGAAGAAGAUCAUCUUGAAGUUAAAAGUUGUCUCAAAGCUUGUGAUUUAAAUACUAGUUACGAAUGUUUAGAAGAUAUACCUGUGGAAAAAGCAUUUGCUCCAGAAUUUCAAUGGAAAUUGCGCUCACAGUCACAGGAGAAUGAAAUUUUAAGAGAGCCUUUAGUUUCAAAAUGGUUUUUAGGAAAAUUGACAGAAAUCAACCGCUGCAUCUCCUCCAUAAUAUCACAAACCAAGUCUAAUGAAAUGGAACAAAGGUUAAAAUACCUGGUCUUGUUUGAAAAGGUGCUGCAGGCAUUUGGUUUAAUGACUUUGAGUGGACCAUUCUUAGUCACACACAAGGCUCAGAUCCUUGGUAGAACUAUGAGCUCUAAACCUGACAUUGUUUGUUGUCAAGAUGAUUUUGAACAACAAACAGUUUGCAUUUGUGAGGUAAUUAAACCUGUGCCAAAAGAAGGCGAUGACUUUACUCCUAAAAAAAAACUCAGACUUACUUCCCAUCCAGAUGAGGAAACAAUUGGCAAUGGUGGUCAGAGAAUUCCAGUACAGCACAUUGGAGACCUUUUUGUGCACCUGAACAAAUCACCUAUAUCUGAUAGAAUACUUGGAUUCAUCAUUGAAAAGACAUGGGUACAGAUAACUUUCCUCAAGGUUUAUCCCAUAACAAUGCAGAAAAUUGGAGAUACCCCUGUAAAUAUAGCUGGAUCUUUGAUAUUAGAUGAUGAAGAAUACCCUCAAUUUCACUACAGCAGGCGCUAUAACUUCUUAAAUCGACAAGAUCGCAAGGAGUUGUUCAAAGCACUGUUGCUCAUUGAGAUAAUGUUAGUAAGAAGAGAAAGAGCUCGAAAAAGAUGACACAGGUCUUGCUCAAGGAUGAUGAAGUGUAAACUUGGAUCCACUUGGAUGUUUUAUAAAUGUAUUACUGACAAAUUGUUUUUUAUUUCAAAACUUCAAAGCAGAUGCAUGAUUUAGACAUGAUCUACAUGUAUACACAUAAAAAUUUUAUUUCUUCUGUAACUUUGAA
Saccostrea echinata is the source of this 1236-nucleotide messenger RNA. RefSeq lists its product as uncharacterized. The coding region runs from base 42 to 1067 and encodes 341 amino acids. NCBI's taxonomy places the organism in Eukaryota, Metazoa, Mollusca, Bivalvia, Ostreida, Ostreidae. The record is from RefSeq and is a predicted model, not a curated record. The transcript has 5 exons.